AUGGCCCCUCUCGGCCCAGCAGUGGCGGGCAGUCCGUGGCGCGUUGAUGUGAAUUUCGUGGCAAAGGGCGUGCUGCACGCCGAAGCCCAGGCUACCCUGGAGCUGAUGCCUGAAGAGGCCCUGCGCAUCAUCACACACCCAGCUGGCGACGAACUGUUCCGCGUGGUUAGCCGCCGCACGGUCGCCGUGCCGCUCACCAGGGAGCAGCGUGGCGGGGACGACGGUGAGCACGACGGUAUGCUCUCCAGCGUCGAGGUAGAGAACCGCGCGCCGGUGCGGAUCGUCGCUUACAAGUUCUGGGCCAUCAGCCGCGUGCAAUUUGAUGUGCGUCUUGCCCAGGCAACAGUGCCAGAGGCGGGGCCCAUCAGGGCAUUCCGGACAGCGGCGAUCAGCAGCGGCGGCCGCGGCAGCACCAGCCACCCUGGGAGGGCCGGCAGCAGCGUCACGUUCAAGCUGCUCAGCUCGAACAUGCUGAAGCAAUUGUCAGGUGGAUGGCGGCUUGAGCCCCUGUUUGGGCCGCCGGGCUGCGGGGUGGCCAAGGAGGUGGUUGGGACCCGGCUGAGCUAUGAGCACGACGUCCAGCCCAAGGGGCUGCCGCCGGGGGUGCAGUACGUGCCAGGCAUGAGCGGCGCCGUGUGCACGUCAGUGGCCAAGGAGGUGCGACAAAUGGUGGACAAGAUUGCCUACGUUGCCGACAAGGUCAGCAGGGGCCUUCCAGUGGUGGCCGCGCUGGAGCAGACAGUGGAGGAGCUGCGGGCAGCAGGAGGAUCCUUCAAAAAGCUGCAGGCGGCGCGGCAGAGGAGGCCGGGGGCGCUCAUUGCAGCAAGCCGCGGAACUGCGGGCAAGGUGCACUUGAAGAGCGUCCCGCUGCUGCUGGAUGUCGAAUGCACCUAG
Monoraphidium neglectum is the source of this 894-nucleotide messenger RNA. RefSeq lists its product as hypothetical. Lineage: Eukaryota; Viridiplantae; Chlorophyta; Chlorophyceae; Sphaeropleales; Selenastraceae. The transcript is spliced from 4 exons. The record is from RefSeq and is a predicted model, not a curated record. The coding region runs from base 1 to 894 and encodes 297 amino acids.